Leptinotarsa decemlineata (Colorado potato beetle) is the source of this 568-nucleotide messenger RNA. RefSeq lists its product as uncharacterized. Gene Ontology annotation, biological process: protein ubiquitination. NCBI's taxonomy places the organism in Eukaryota, Metazoa, Arthropoda, Insecta, Coleoptera, Chrysomelidae. Gene Ontology annotation, molecular function: zinc ion binding; ubiquitin-protein transferase activity. The record is from RefSeq and is a predicted model, not a curated record.
AGCUCUUUCCAAAAGCUUCGAGAGAAAAAUGCGUCCAGAGGGGAGGGUUCUGAUUUGACUGCAGGAACCAGUAAAGGAGACGAGAUACAAAUAGAAGAGGUUCAGGAAAUUUAUCUGAAGAUUUCUUCCGAUGUGGCUUUGUUUUCUAAAAGUAACUGCUCCUCGAAUUCUUAUAUGUAUGAAAAUUCUGAAGAAGAUUUGUUAGAAGACAGAUCGUCGACAAUGGCAGACAUAUUUGAAGCAAGAAAAAUCCACACUCUUCCAUUGCUCUCAGCUCGAAGUAUUGCCCAUGCGAAUAAGUUGCAUGUGCAUUCAAAGGACAUAUUUGUUUCGCUGCUCGACUCAAGUUCCAAUUCUAUGGCCGAGUAUAUCUGCAGAAUAUGUCACGGGGGAGAAAGUUUAGACGAUCUUUUGACGCCCUGUCGAUGUAGGGGUACAGUCGCUCUGGUUCACCUGAAAUGUUUGGAAAGAUGGUUGAAGGAAUCAAAUCACAGCAGCUGCGAAUUAUGUCAGCAUCAUUACAAAAUUGUCAGAGAACCACAGUAAGUUAGUAGAGAAUGUUCCUCAA